This is a messenger RNA of Lactuca saligna, 621 nucleotides long. The record is from the annotation of a GenBank genome assembly. NCBI's taxonomy places the organism in Eukaryota, Viridiplantae, Streptophyta, Magnoliopsida, Asterales, Asteraceae.
AUGUCACUUUUACAAGCUAUUCAAGCAAUUUCCUUUCUCUCGAAAAAGGUUCUCUCAACCAUCAUCUUCUUCAAAGAUCUCAUCAUGUUUGCGUUUGCUCCUAAUGCCAAUGUCAUCAAAGGUCCCCAUGCCCAUGAUUCCCCUAUUAUUGUUCAAGCAAACAAUGUGGCCUUCUCUAAUGUCAUCCCAAAACAGUUUGUGAACUCAAGAAUUAAAGAUUUCAUCAACUAUGUCAAGAGUUGCCAUCUUCGAUAUGCUUUCUGUAAUUUCCCAGUCCUAUUCUACCAUAAGCAAGUUUGGUAUAUUGAUAACCAUGGGAUCAUCAUUCCAAUUCAUUCCUUGUCCUCAAAUAUCAUUAAUGUUGCUGCUGUUGAUGGAGAAAAUAAUAUUACUCAACGAAUGGAUAAUUGGAUUCCAAGCCCCUAUACUGUUGAAUACUCUGAUUCUAAAGAAGAUAACAAUGAUGCUGAUGAAGAAGACGUUGAUGAUGAAGAAGAUGAAUUGGUUAUUGAUAGGGGAGAAUACCUUGAUCAGGGAAUGAACUCUAGUCGAAGAUUGAACAAGCACAUUAGAUUCUCAUCUACUUCUUCAUCCACUCCCUCUGCAGUUGAUGUUAUAUAA